Molecule: messenger RNA, 1290 nt
Organism: Tachyglossus aculeatus (Australian echidna)
Lineage: Eukaryota; Metazoa; Chordata; Mammalia; Monotremata; Tachyglossidae
Gene: COLEC11
Product: collectin subfamily member 11
Exons: 7
Coding region: 116-949 (277 amino acids)
Source: RefSeq, a predicted model, not a curated record
UCUGCAAACAGCGGCCAUGAGGAGCUCAUCUGGCCGGAGUUCCUGCAGGCAGAGGAUGUGAAGAAGUUCUUCUCUCAGAGAUCCCGAGGAGUCAGCGACCCCGCAAGCCCUCAUUAUGAAGAGAGAUCUGGUUUUCUUAAUGACUCCAAUUAGCCUGGCCUUCCUGUCUUUGCUAAGAUCUGGAUUUCCUCAACAUAUUGCGGAAGAGUCCUGCUCUGUCCAGAUUCUUGUUCCAGGCCUCAAAGGGGAAGUCGGAGACAAAGGAGAGAAAGGGGCUCCAGGCCGGCCCGGGAGAGUCGGCCCCCCGGGAGACAAAGGAUAUAUGGGAGACCAAGGACAGAAGGGCAGCGUGGGUCGCCAUGGAAAGAUCGGUCCCAUUGGUUCAAAAGGUGAAAAGGGAGACCCGGGGGAUGUGGGGCCAACCGGGCCAAAUGGAGAACCAGGCAUCCCCUGCGAGUGCAGCCAGCUGCGGAAGGCAAUCGGGGAGAUGGACAACCAAGUGACCCAACUAACCUCCGAGUUAAAAUUCCUCAAAAAUGCACUGCCCUCCCCCGCAGCUAUUGCUGGUGUGCGUGAGACGGAUAAUAAGAUUUACCUGCUGGUGAAGGAAGAGAAGAGGUUCGUGGACGCCCAGCUGUACUGCCAGGGGAGAGGCGGGAACCUCUGCAUGCCCAAGGACGAGGCCACCAACGGCCUGCUCGCCGCCUACGUCAACCAGGCCGGGCUCAGCCGAGUCUUCAUCGGCAUCAACGACCUGGAGAGGGAAGGGAGUUUCGUCUACUCGGACUGUUCCCCCAUGCAGACCUUCAACAAGUGGCGCGACGGGGAGCCCAACAACUCCUACGACGAGGAAGACUGUGUGGAAAUGGUGGCCUCGGGCGGGUGGAACGACGUGUCCUGUCGCGUCACCAUGUACUUCAUCUGCGAGUUCGACAAGGAGAACGUCUGAGCGACGACGCGGCCCCUGCCUCUGUGUAGGGACUGUCUCUAUACGUUGCCAAUUUGUACUUCCCAAGCGCUUAGUACAGUGCUCUCUGCACGUAGUAAGCGCUCAAUAAAUACGAUUGAUCGAUUGCCGGGCUAGGCCCGCUUCCCAGCCGCGUGGCCCGUCCGGUCGCCGCGCAAGGCCGUGAACGGGAGCGACGUUUCCCGACGAAGGCCUUUGCAAGGCUUCGGGGAAAGAAGACAUCGUCGUCGGCCGACGCUCGAGUCGACGUUCCCUGUUUAGGGGCCCCCAAAAUGUUACCGCUCUUUCUGGAAAAAGUAAAGCUGUGAUAUCUUUCUAUAUUA